Messenger RNA from Malaclemys terrapin pileata, 2345 nucleotides. Its product is annotated as retinol dehydrogenase 7-like. The coding region runs from base 547 to 1620 and encodes 357 amino acids. The transcript is spliced from 5 exons. NCBI's taxonomy places the organism in Eukaryota, Metazoa, Chordata, Testudines, Emydidae. The record is from RefSeq and is a predicted model, not a curated record.
CCUUAUUUUUUAUACUUAACUAUGAUGGUUUUUAUCCCGGUCAUUGUCCUUAUCUUCCCCGGUGGCUGCCAUUGUGGCCUCUCCCAAGGUCUACAUCUCUUCAACCUCUCUGCUGCCCCUGGGAUGUGACUUUUAUAGUCAGUUACGCUGCCGCUGCCAUGACCAAUGCCUAUUUCCUAGAGGUCCUUAUUUGUAUUUCCUCCCGUUCAGGGGUUCGUUUUGCUCUAGGUUAGUCUAUGGCUGAUGUUACCCGAUUAGCAUACACGUCAAUUUGCUGUCAUGGUAUCUUUGCGGUGGGACGUUCUGUCCGGAACCUUUCGCAUGCUGGUGUCAGCGAUGUUCUGUGGGUGGCUGAUGUCAGUAUUCUGGACAAAAUCCCUCCUCUGACAUGUCACUUUCAGUUCCCUAGAACUUAUAAGUUACUUACGUUUCUCUAUACCAAAGGUUCCAAGCAUCAAGCCUCACACUAAAGGCAAAUCUUACAGGAUAAAGGCCAGUCGGUUCCUUGCGUUGCUACUAAGCAGAAUAAAGCGGAAUAAGAAAACAAUGAAUCUAAUACAGGGUCACGUUGACAGCUCGGGCUGUCUUCCUCCAUCGAAGGUCAAACAAGCCGUCCCCCAGUGGUCCUCGGAUUAUUUUGUCUGCAGCCAGAGUCCGCCUGCGAGGAUGUGGCUGUACCUGGCCGCCCUGCUGGGGCUGUACUUCCUCCGCCGAUGGUACCGGGAGCGGCAGAGCGUCGAGGGCCUCCCGGAGAAAUACGUCCUGAUCACCGGCUGCGACUCCGGCUUCGGGAACCUGCUGGCCAAGCAGCUGGACGUGCGGGGCCUGCGGGUGCUGGCGGCUUGUCUCACCCAGCAGGGCGCGGAGCAGCUGAGGAAGGCGACGUCGGAGCGGCUGCAAACGGUGAUCCUGGACGUCACCCGGACCGACAGCAUCGCCGCGGCCACCGCCUGGGUGAAGGAACAAGUGGGGGACAAAGGGCUCUGGGGCCUGGUGAACAACGCAGGGAUCGGCAUCCCCACGGCCCCCAACGAGUGGCUGACCAAGGACGACUUCGUCAAGGUGUUGAACGUGAACCUGAUCGGCCUCAUCGAGGUGACCCUCAGCGUCCUGCCCCUGGUGAAGCGAGCCAGGGGCCGGGUCAUCAACGUGGCCAGCACGAUGGGCCGGCUGGCCAUGAUUGGAGGGGGCUACUGCCUGGCCAAGUACGGGGUGGAGGCGUUCUCCGACAGCCUCCGGCGGGAGCUCCUUCCUUUCGGGGUCAAGGUGUGCAUCAUAGAGCCGGGUGCCUUCGGGACGCAGAUCUUAAAUACCCAGAUCAUGAAAGACAUGCUGCAGGAGGUGUGGGGCCGGGUCCCCGCCGAGAUCAAAGAGUCGUACGGGCAGCGCUACUUCGACACCUAUUAUGAGCAAUUCCUCCAGCUCUUAUCCACGGCCAGCCCCAACCUCUUCCUGGUCACCGACUGCAUGGAGCACGCGCUGACAGCCCGCCACCCCCACACUCGCUACUCGGGGGGCUGGGACGCUAAGCUGUAUUACCUCCCGCUCUCCUACUUGCCAGCCUGGUGCCAAGACUUCCUGCUGACUCUCCGGCAGCCCAAACCGGCCCAGGGCAUCUAGGGGGCAUCGGCGGUGAAGCCACCCGGAGGAGAUAUUAGGGUUGAGACGGCAGCAUCUCGCCGUGUAACUUACUAGCUUCUGGGGUGCAGCGUAUUGCUUGUUUUAAAGCCAGCGGGGUGGGACUGAUCAGGUGUCAUACUCCGGUUAAUGGAAAGAGCCAGGUAGGGCGAGGGGGGAGGUUCUGCUGCGGGUGGGGGGGGUAUCUGCUGCCUUCGCAGACCAGCUUCUGCUGGGUCCUAAUCAUUUCCUACUUCACUGGAAUGCCAGGGGCUUCACCAGCGGGGAGAACCGUGCCGAAGGGGCCCCGGGCGUAUGAAUCAAAGGGAGGCACAGGAGAGGUCCAGGCUGGUCAGGCGGUUACGGCCCUGCGGCGGGAUUCAGGGGAGCUGGGUGCCAUUCCUGACUUUACCACAGACUCACUGUGCAAAUCAUUUGCCGUGCCUCAGUUUCCCCAUCUGUAGAAUGCAGGCAGUACAUCUUCCCAGGUUUAAACUGUGAGCACUUUGGGGCAGGGACUGUCUCUCACCUGCAUCUGUGCAUCAGCCAGCACAACGGGACCCUAUCUUGGUGAGGGCCUCCAGGUCUUACCACGAUACAUGAAACAAUCAAUCAAAUUGCGUUGAACUCUAGUAAAAUCACUGGUUUCAGGCUAGGGCCUGGGGUUAGUAGAGGCCUCUCUGGCCUUUUUUGUUUAUUCGCAGAGCCAAUAAAUUGUUGCAAAAACG